This is a messenger RNA of Gymnodraco acuticeps, 1465 nucleotides long. RefSeq names its product ectonucleotide pyrophosphatase/phosphodiesterase family member 7-like. Lineage: Eukaryota; Metazoa; Chordata; Actinopteri; Perciformes; Bathydraconidae. The transcript is spliced from 6 exons. The coding region runs from base 1 to 1404 and encodes 467 amino acids. The record is from RefSeq and is a predicted model, not a curated record.
AUGCUGUGGAUUGCAAGUCUCUGCCUCCUCUUGGCGCCGUCCAUUCUUGGAGCCCCGGCAAACAAACAGAGACAGAAGGUGUUGCUGAUCUCCUUUGAUGGAUUCCGGUGGGAUUACGACCGCGAUGUGGACACCCCACACCUUGACAAAAUGGCCAAGGACGGAGUCAAAGCCCUGUAUGUCACACCUCCUUACCUCACUAUCACCAGUCCAGCACACUUCAGCCUCUUGACAGGCCGCUACAUUGAGAAUCACGGGGUAAUCCACAACAUGUGGUUCAACACAACCAGCACUGAGAAGAAGCCUUACUAUCAGACUCAGUUUGUGAAUGAGUGGUGGGACAAUGGCACUCUGCCUAUCUGGAUCACAGCGCAGCGACAGGGCCUUAAAUCUGGCUCUCUACACUUUCCUGGAACAGCUUCCAGUUACCAGGGAGAGGUUGCUAUGGUGCAGGAAGUGGAGCCACUAUUUUACAACUACAAGAAUGAGACUGCUUGGCGAGAAAACGCAGACAAGGUAAUGGACUGGUUUAGCAAUCAGGAUCUGGACUUCAUAUCCCUUUACUUUGGGGAGCCAGACGGCAUCGGUCACAGGUACGGCCCCGACUCCCCGGAGCGACAGGAGAUGGUGAAGCAAGUGGACCGGACGGUGGGCUACAUUCGACAUUCGGCCGAACAACACGGGCUGAACGACAGACUGAACAUCAUUAUCACAGCAGACCACGGCAUGAGCGCGGUGUACCGAAAUGGUCUAGUGGAAGAGAUCACGCUAUCCAAAAUUCCGGGGUUCUCGUUCAGCGACAUUGCCUUUCACCUGGUGGACUUUGGGCCUUCUGGGAUGCUGUUGCCUAAGCCGGGCAAGCUACAGAAGGUCUAUGACGCUUUGAAGGGGUCACAUCCACACCUCCAUGUGUUCAAGAAGGAGGAGAUGCCAGAGCGCCUCCACUUCGCCAAAAACGAUCGAAUCCUCCCCAUAAUUUUAUGGUCCGACCCUGGAUAUGUAAUCAACGGGUAUUUUCCGGUUCAGUUCCACAAGGGUGAGCAUGGCUUUGACAACCAAGACAUGGAUAUGAAGCCCUUCUUCAGGGCAGUGGGUCCAGCAUUUCACAAGAACCUGGAGGUGGGGCCCUUCGAGACGGUGAACAUCUACGCCUUGAUGUGUCACAUCCUGGGCAUCAAGCCGGAGGUCAAUGACGGCCACCUGAAUUCCACCAAACACAUGCUGGUUAGCAGCACUACUACUCAGGGUGAAGACGUGGAUGUCCUGAACAAUAUAUUCAAUGGACUGGCAGCAGUAGCUGGAUUUCUUGUUGUAGUUUUUAUCAUGGUGACAUCCCAUAAAUUACUCAAGGAUAAACGCAAGAAUAAAAGGUCAGUAAGUUCAGAUCAACUUCCGGCAAAAUAAAUGAUAUACCAGACUUCACUUUGAACGCCACAACAACAAAUAAAAAACAAAACAAAAACAU